AUGCUGGGCUCCGUCGGGCUGCGUUUCGCCUGCACGCGCGCCGCACCUGCGUGGCGCCCUGCCCUGCCACUGGCGCGUCCAGUCCUUUGCCUCCUAUCGACACGCACGCUUUCCAUGCACACCAGCCUGCCCCCUCGUAGCGCGACACAGCGCGGCAUCUCGUCGAGCGCAGUGCAUCUGCUGGGCACGAGCAGGGCGUCAACACUGGGUCGAAGCGUGAACCUGCGAGGAUUUGCAUCAACAUCCUCCCGCAACGAUUCGGCCUCACCCCCACCAUCGCCACCGUCGGGCACAAACCAAGACAAAGCGAAGCCGGCGCUGUCCGAGGAUCUCUUGACGCUGCCCAACGUGCUGACCAUGUUGCGGCUGGCGCUGACGCCGUACAUAGGGUAUCUUGUUGCGACGCACCAGUUUGCGCCCGCAUGUGUGCUGCUCUUCGUCGCGUCGAUCACGGAUGUGCUCGACGGCUGGCUCGCACGGCGCACGGGCAAGUACACGGUGUUUGGCAGCAUUGCCGAUCCGGCGGCGGACAAGGCGCUGGUGACCACGAUGGUCGUAUCGCUCGCACUCUCCGGUAUGCUGCCCUGGCCCAUCGCCACGGUGAUCCUGGGAAGAGAUGUGGCGCUGGUGGCAUCAGCGUUUGUCAUUCGAUACCGCACCCUGCAGCCGCCCAAGACGCUGCAGCGCUACUUUAACCCGCGUCUGCCGUCGGCGAGCGUGACGCCGACGCAGAUCAGCAAGUACAACACCUUCCUCCAGCUGCUCCUGCUCGGCAUCCUUACAAUGUACCCGCUGCUGUACCCCAACUCACCACCCCCGCCGCUAGUGCCAACAAAACAGGAGGACGACUCGACCAAGCGGCUCGUCGACCGCGCAGUGGCAGCGCUCAUGUGGAUCACAGCUGCCACCACCGUCUGGUCGGGCCUGGGAUACAUCGGUGGCGCAGGCGCCCGCAAGGUGCUAGCCCAACGUGCACCGAGCCUGCUCGCGCGCAACAAGCCUCCUCCCAAACCGUAA
Molecule: messenger RNA, 1017 nt
Organism: Moesziomyces aphidis
Lineage: Eukaryota; Fungi; Basidiomycota; Ustilaginomycetes; Ustilaginales; Ustilaginaceae
Source: the annotation of a GenBank genome assembly